This is a messenger RNA of Ruditapes philippinarum (Manila clam), 862 nucleotides long. RefSeq names its product retinol dehydrogenase 11-like. The coding region runs from base 141 to 824 and encodes 227 amino acids. The transcript has 5 exons. NCBI's taxonomy places the organism in Eukaryota, Metazoa, Mollusca, Bivalvia, Venerida, Veneridae. The record is from RefSeq and is a predicted model, not a curated record.
UACGUCAUCUGACAUUGAUUGUCGAUAAAUUAUUGGUGAAAUCAUUCGAUGUUUUUCGGUGUUUUAAAGAAUAUUUUACGCUGACAAUUUCUGCUUUUACAAAACUUAUAUAUAACUGGAUUAUUCGGGUUAGGAGAAUUAUGGAUAUUGUUUGGCAGAUACUUAUUGCAGUUUUCAUAGUGAUACUGACAUCACUGGUCAUUCUGAAACUGUAUUUGGAGAGUAUUAAAGGAAAAUGUACAAGUGACGUAAAUCUCUUAGGAAAGGUUGCCAUAGUCACAGGGGCCAAUACAGGUAUAGGCUUCUACACAGCAUUAGACUUUGCAAGACGGAAUGCAAGAGUGAUUUUAGCUUCCCGUAACCUUGUUAAAGGUCAGAGGGCUGUGGAUAAGAUACAAGAAAAGACUGGAAAUAAAAAUGUUCUUGCUAUGAAGUUAGAUCUAAAUUUGAUGAAAUCUGUGAGAGAGUUUGUGAAACUGUUCAAAGAGAAAGAGACCAGAUUAGACAUACUUGUCAACAAUGCAGAAAUGUCAGUUGUGCCAUUGACAAAAACAGAUGACGGAUUUGAAGUGACGUUUGCAACAAACCAUUUUGGACCUUUCCUUCUCACAAACCUUCUCAUGGACCUGCUUAAGAAGUCACAGCCCAGUAGAGUAGUGAAUGUAUCAUCCUUGGCUCAUAACUGGUCAAAGGGGAUUGACUUUGAGAACCUGAGGGCAGAAAAAGACUAUUCUAUUCACAACUGUUACUUUGAUACCAAACUAGCAAAUAUCCUGUUUACUAGAGAACUGGCAAGAAGGACAGAAGGGACAGGUUUGUUAUAAAUAAUAAAUCUCGAACUAGUCAUGAGGCAAAAAUAUGA